AAAAAAAGUAGUUUAUUUAGGUUCGCAAGAGACGGAGGCUGUGUUGUUCAGUUUUUGUGUGUGUGUUUAUACGUAUUUUCAUUUUGCUGUGAUUAUUAAAUAAAACUUUACACUGUUAAAUCAAUACAGCUUGUAAUGCCAGUUUAUUGUAAUAUUAUCAAUUUAUAAAAUGCUGUCGGGUGAUAUCGUAUUCUGAGGCUUUUUAAAAGUGUUUUUACGGAACAACAUUCUAAAAUGACUCUUACUAUGACAAAGAAACUUAGCGAAUGCCAAGCAGAAACAGUUCAGUUUAUGCAAAUAGAAAAAGUUGAAGAUGAAUGCAGAACAGAGAACUUCUGUCAAGGCAAUGGCCUUCUGCGAAGAGGGAAGAAACUGGAAGACAAUAAUAACUUAACCAAAGAAGAAGAGGAGUAUAUAAACUAUAGGCAACUGCUCAAAUAUGAGCAGGCACCAGAAUAUAUCAAACAUAAUCAGUAUAUCAGAGAUGGUUACAGAAAACUAUUGCCAACUAAACUAUGUUGGGAAAGCAUAUUCUGGUGGACGAAUGAGACCAUGAACAUAUGGACGCACAUAUUCGGCUUCUUCUUGCUAUUGUUCCUGACCAUCAACGAUCUGGUCAUCAUCAACAUUCAUGCGACCGUCACGGACAAGAUCGUCGCCGGGUUAUUGUUCUCAUGCUUUCUGGUUUGCAUGGCGCUAUCAGCUUUAUACCACACAUUCUCUUGCCGCUCCGAGCACGAUUACAACACAUUUCUGAUGUACGACCUCUUUGGUAUUGCGCUCUCCUUACUGGCCAUCUACACAUCCGGAGUUUAUUAUGCGUUUUGGUGUCAUUCCGAGCUAAAGCAGUUCUACAUGACAUCAGUGACGGUGAUCUUCGUGGUGGCGAUGGUGCUACAAGUGCCGCGGCUGGGUGUACCAUACCCGGUGAAGAUGUGCGUGUUCAUCGGCUGGGCAGCGUACGGUGUGCUGCCCACGCUGCACUGGACUUACACUAUGGGUGGCUUUGAGAACCCCAUGGUUCAGAUGUUCUUCCCUAGAGUCAUAGGGAUGUACGUCAUAAGUGGGACAGCGUUUGUGAUAUACGCCUUCAAGGUGCCAGAGCGCUGGUUCCCAGGCAAGGUGGACUACAUAGGCCAUUCCCACCAAUGGUGGCAUGUUCUAGUGCUAGGAGCUCUGUACUACUGGCACAACUCCGGCAUGAUGUACGUGCAAUACCGCAUGAACCACGGCUGUGCUAACACUAUGCGGAUCUUCUAAACAACUCUAACCUCAUGAGGAAAUCACCCCAACCAAUGAGGACAGAUCAGAAUUUAAACUCAUUAAAGUUGUCGUCACAACAUGGCUGGUUUACCGCAUAAGCUACAGUUGUGUCUACGAGGAUCUUGGAAACACGCUAUCCACAUGAGAAAAUCUCCCCAACUAAUGAGGAAUCGUAAGAAUUUAGAUGAUGCGGAAUUAUGCCCCAUCCUCUCAUUAUAGUAUUCCUUAAUCUAAAGGUGCUUGAGGCCUUAUAAAAAUAACUUGUAUUAAAAAUUGAUUUUAAUUAUUAGGAGGCUAUCGUUAAUCUACCAGUUUGAGUGGAAAUCAGAAAAGAAACAUUUUACUUUAAAAUUAAUAAAAAUACUCAUAAGGCUCUUGAAUCACGUGAGCCUGUUUUUAGAAGGUAUGUUAAAAAUACAAUGUGAUAGACUACUGCUCAAUGUAAAAUCUCUUAGAUAGAGAAUAAAAUACCUAGCAAAAUUUUAAAUCGGUUGUGCUAUCAUAAUUCAGUAAGGUAUGUAUUUUAAUUUCGUGAUUUUUAAUUACUUAACUUAAUUUUAUAUUUCAUAAAAAAAUCUAAAAUUAAUUUUCAAGGUAAGUUUUCAUUCCACAUUGUUUACAAAUUAAGACUGAGAUGGGUCCAGUUACUUUGUAUACUUACCUAUAUUCUUAGAAAACUUAAUUUCAAAAUAGUUAUUGAGUUACCUUUAAAAUGAUACAAAAUAGUAUUAAUACAAAACAAUUUAUAAUGCUCGGUGUCAUGACAUGUAAUAGAUCUGAUAUAAUUUUAUUAAACUUGUUUAUUUAUUAUAUUUCUGUAAUAAUAAAUCUUCUUUCUGUAAUAAUGUAAUGUCUUUUAAAAAUUGUGAAAAUUAUGAAGAUUAUUUUUCCGACCCAAAUAUCGACCAAUAGAAUUGCACCAUUCGACGUCACGUGGUACAACCUACAUGGUAUUAUACUGAAAAUUUUUUGAAUAUUUUCUCUGGUCGUUGCUACGUCAAACUGACAGGUUGUGGCCGACAUUUGGGACGGAAAAAUA
Messenger RNA from Helicoverpa armigera (cotton bollworm), 2302 nucleotides. RefSeq names its product progestin and adipoQ receptor family member 3. The record is from RefSeq and is a predicted model, not a curated record. NCBI's taxonomy places the organism in Eukaryota, Metazoa, Arthropoda, Insecta, Lepidoptera, Noctuidae. Gene Ontology annotation, molecular function: signaling receptor activity. Gene Ontology annotation, cellular component: membrane. The coding region runs from base 235 to 1260 and encodes 341 amino acids. The transcript is spliced from 7 exons.